AUGAGGAAUCUCUCAGUGGUGACUCAGUUUGUCCUGAUGGGCAUUCCAUACACACAGAGUGCCCUGUUUAUGUCUUUCUACAUCUUCACUUUGCUGGGAAACCUGCUCAUACUCCACACAAUUAUGUCCUCCACUCAGCUUCACAUUCCCUUGUACUUCUUCUUUUGCCAUCUGUCCAUGUGUGACAUAUUUUUCCCUUCAGUGACUUCUCCCAAGAUGCUUUUCUACCUCUCAGGAAACAGCCAAACCAUCUCCUAUGCUGUAUAUGCCAAUUUCUUCUACCAUUUCCUGGGUUGUAUUGAAGGUUUUCUGUACACAGAGAUGGGCUAUGACUGCUUUGUAGCCAUAUGCUACCCUCUAAGGUAUAGAAUAAUCAUGAACAACAAAGUAUGUGCCAUUCUUGCUAUGGGGACAUCAUUUUUUGCUCGCAUUCAGGCUACAUUUUUAACCACUGUCACUUUUCAGUUACUCUACUGUGGUCCCAAUGAAGUGGCCUAUUCUUCCUGUGAUAUGCUAGUGUUGUUGAAGCUGCCUUGUGCAGACAAAUCAGCCCAGGAAAUGGUGAGUUUCAUAAAUGUGGACCUCAUGCCUCUCAGCUGCUUCUUAUUCAUCCUCAUGUCCUACAGCUGUAUAGUCUAUUCCAUCCUGAAGAUCCUCUCUGCUGAAUGUAGACACAAAGCCUUCUCUACCAGCAUUGUCCACAUCACUGCCAUCCUGCUUUUAUUUAUCCCAGUGGUGCUCAUAUACCUCAGGCCAACAUCAAGACCUUGUUUAGAUGCAGCCAUUCAAGUUUUUAACAGCCUGGUUAUCCCCAUGCUGAAUCCUUUGAUCUAUAGCUUGAGGAAUAAGGAAGUAAAAGGUUCUUUAAAGAAAGUGCAUAACUGGGUACUGAUAUGCUCCUAA
This is a messenger RNA of Mesocricetus auratus (golden hamster), 903 nucleotides long. Its product is annotated as olfactory receptor 149-like. Gene Ontology annotation, biological process: G protein-coupled receptor signaling pathway. Gene Ontology annotation, molecular function: G protein-coupled receptor activity; olfactory receptor activity. NCBI's taxonomy places the organism in Eukaryota, Metazoa, Chordata, Mammalia, Rodentia, Cricetidae. The record is from RefSeq and is a predicted model, not a curated record. Gene Ontology annotation, cellular component: membrane.